AAGUUUCGCGCCAAUUGUACACACGUGAACAAAACAAAGAUGGCAGGGUUUGACGAAGGUGGAGUAUUCUUCAGUGAUAACUUCGGAUCGGAGGAGCAAACAGAUGAUAAUCAAAUCAACAGGCAACAAGUGAAGAAACGUUUAAAGGAUUUCAUACGUCAAUUCCACGAGGGAAACUUUUCGUACACCUAUAGAGACCAGUUGAAACGGAAUUACAACUUGGGACAAUACUGGCUUGAAGUGGAAAUUGAAGAUGUUUCCAGCUUUGACGAAGCGCUUGGAGAGAAGAUAUCAAAACUACCAACAGAACACCUACCUUUAUUUGAAGAUGCUGCAAAAGAAGUCGCUGAUGAAGUGACUCGCCCUCGCCCUGAAGGUGAAGAGGAUGUCCAUGACAUACAAGUCAUGUUGUUGUCCAGUGCCAAUCCCUGUGGACUACGAGAUCUCAAGUCAGAACAAAUGGCCAGGUUGGUGAAAAUUCCUGGUAUUAUUAUAGCAGCAUCAGCCAUCAAGGCAAAAGCAACCAAACUGACUAUCCAGUGCAGAAGCUGUAAAAAUACACUGAAUAACAUUCCUGUGAAUCCUGGUCUGGAAGGGUAUGCUUUGCCAAGGAAAUGCAACACUGAACAGGCAGGAAGACCCAAGUGUCCAGUUGACCCAUUUUACAUUGUGCCAGAUAAAUGUAAAUGUGUGGAUUUCCAGGUCCUUAAACUCCAGGAAGCCCCUGAGGCUGUGCCUAAUGGAGAACUGCCAAGACACAUGCAGCUCUAUUGUGACAGGUACAUGUGUGAUAAAGUUGUGCCUGGUAACAGAGUAACUGUAGUAGGAAUUUACUCCAUCAAAAAGACCGGCAAACCAACAAAAGGAGGUGGACGAGACAAAGUAAAUGUGGGAAUAAGAAACCCCUACUUCAGGGUCCUGGGUAUAAAAGUGGACAAUGAUGGAUCAGGAAGAGGAGGGGCUGCCCCCAUCACACCUGGAGAUGAGGAAGAGUUCAGAAGAAUGGCUAAUGACCCAAACAUAUAUGAAACCAUAGCCAGAAGUAUUGCACCCUCUAUCUAUGGAAGUUUGGAUAUUAAAAAGGCUAUCUCUUGCCUUUUGUUUGGAGGAUCAAGAAAGAGAAUGCCAGAUGGAUUGAUGAGGAGAGGUGAUGUUAAUAUAUUGAUGUUGGGAGAUCCAGGUACAGCCAAAUCCCAGCUUCUGAAGUUUGUGGAGAGAUGUUCUCCUAUUGGUGUGUACACAUCUGGAAAAGGGAGCAGUGCAGCUGGUUUGACAGCAUCAGUUAUGAGGGAUCCACAAACAAGGAACUUUGUUAUGGAGGGAGGAGCUAUGGUGCUAGCUGAUGGUGGAGUGGUUUGUAUUGACGAGUUUGACAAAAUGAGAGAGGAUGACAGAGUAGCCAUUCAUGAAGCUAUGGAACAGCAGACCAUAUCAAUUGCAAAAGCUGGAAUCACUACAACCUUGAACUCUCGGUGUUCAGUUCUAGCUGCAGCAAACAGCGUGUAUGGUCGCUGGGAUGAGACCAAGGGAGAAGAGAAUAUAGAUUUCAUGCCGACCAUUCUGUCUAGAUUUGACAUGAUAUUUAUUGUUAAGGAUGAGCACAAUGAAUCCCGAGAUGUGACUCUAGCAAAGCAUGUAAUGAAUGUGCACUUAAAUGCUCUUCAAAUGACAGAAGAACAAUCAGAAGGAGAGAUUGACCUUAACACUCUGAAGAAGUAUAUUCAGUACUGUAGAACGAAAUGUGGCCCUCGUCUGUCACCGGAAGCAGCUGAGAAGUUAAAGAACAGGUAUGUUUUGAUGAGGAAUGGUGCUGGAGAAUAUGAAAGGGAAACUGGCAAGAAGAUCACUAUUCCUAUUACGGUCAGGCAAUUGGAAGCCAUUAUCAGGAUGUCUGAAUCGUUGGCAAAGAUGAAGUUGAAGCCUUUUGCCUCGGAGAGGGAGGUGGAUGAAGCAUUGAGACUGUUCCAGGUGUCCACAUUAGAUGCUGCAAUGUCAGGAAAUCUUUCUGGUGUAGAAGGAUUUACAACUGAAGAAGACCAAGAGCUUUUGUCACGAAUAGAGAAACAGAUCAAGAGACGAUUCAUCAUAGGUUCUCAAGUGUCGGAACAUGCAAUCAUACAGGACUUCACAAGACAGAAAUAUCCAGAAAGAUCCAUUCAGAAAGUGUUGCAUUUCAUGUUGAGAAGAGGGGAGAUUCAGCACAGAAUGCAAAGGAAAAUGUUGUAUCGCGUCAAAUGAGGGCUUCAUUUUCAUCUCUGUUGAAUCUGUGAAAAUGUUCUAGUGUUACCAAGGAAAGACUUAAAAAACUGUUUUGUAACUGCACAUUGACAUUAUUAUGCAUAGACUUUUGUUGGGAAUAAGAGGGUUAUGAACUGAACUUGUAGAUAAAUGUAAUAUGUGUAUUUAUGCAUAAUGUACAAAUUUCAUAUACAAUGUAUUUAAUUUUGUAAACAUUUUGCAUGACAAAUAAAAAUUGUUUACAGCAGUGAUGAAUA
Molecule: messenger RNA, 2495 nt
Organism: Saccostrea echinata
Lineage: Eukaryota; Metazoa; Mollusca; Bivalvia; Ostreida; Ostreidae
Product: DNA replication licensing factor mcm5-like
Exons: 15
Coding region: 40-2238 (732 amino acids)
Biological process (GO): double-strand break repair via break-induced replication; DNA replication initiation; DNA replication
Cellular component (GO): MCM complex; nucleus
Molecular function (GO): single-stranded DNA binding; single-stranded DNA helicase activity; 3'-5' DNA helicase activity
Source: RefSeq, a predicted model, not a curated record